This is a messenger RNA of Marmota monax (woodchuck), 4405 nucleotides long. It is a transcript of the gene Zscan10, whose product is annotated as zinc finger and SCAN domain containing 10. NCBI's taxonomy places the organism in Eukaryota, Metazoa, Chordata, Mammalia, Rodentia, Sciuridae. The coding region runs from base 1486 to 3822 and encodes 778 amino acids. Gene Ontology annotation, molecular function: DNA-binding transcription factor activity, RNA polymerase II-specific; RNA polymerase II cis-regulatory region sequence-specific DNA binding. Gene Ontology annotation, biological process: regulation of transcription by RNA polymerase II. The record is from RefSeq and is a predicted model, not a curated record. The transcript is spliced from 7 exons.
CCUGGGGCUGUUUGUGGGAGAGCUGGGGGCUGGGCGGCGUCACGGGGCUGCUCAACCUUUCUUUCCUUCUUUCUUUUUGAGGGCGGGUACUGAAAGUAGGGACGCUUUGCCUGUGAUCUACAUUACCAGUUAAUAACUGAGGGCCUCGAGAAAUUUCUGAAGCUGGCCUCAAACUUCCGAUCCUCCUGCCACAGCCCCCGGAGUCUCCAGGAUUACCGGCGAAUGCCAGUGCGUAGGCUCUGGAUUGCGCGCGAGGGACGCAGAGCCGCAAGGAGAUAGUGUCCACAAUAGCGCAUGGUCCAGUGAGGCCGACGCUAGAGUUAAAGAUAAGCUCGUUGCUGGUGCGUGCAGGAAAACUUAAGACCAGAUAGACGAGGUCGAGGGAGGCAAUUUCUGGUCCCGACUGACCGUGGGGGUCUGAUCCUACCAACAGCAGCCCCGGUCACCGAGGGUGUUCCCGCUCCCCAUGGCAGGCGGUGCGGUGGGGCAUGCCCAGGGGCCCGGGAGGCAACACCGAUUCCCUGCUAGGAGCACCCUCCGGGAUGCGGCCAAGGACAGGACCCCAAAAAACAUUUCAGUGCAACGGAAAGGGCUUGACUUUGGAGCUGGCUCCAACGCGGUUGAGGAGGUCACUUCCCUCCGGGGACCUCUGGUUUCUAGGCAGGAUUUUAGGGGUAUAAGUGGACCGAGAGCUCUCUCUCUUUUCCAACACAUCUCCUGUUCCAUUUUGGCACCAUCACUGCCACCCUGUGCCCUGGACUGCAAUAUCCGAGGGUAGGGACUCCUUCCUCAAGUUUAGUUCUAAGUCCUCGGUGCUUGGAACACAGCACACCCAUAGCAGUUUUAUCACAUGCAUGAAAAUACUAGCAAGAAAUACGGCACACAGCAGGCACUUUAAGCUGCUGCUCUUGUCCCAAAAGAAAGGUGCAUACUGGCAGACCCCCAGGAGUAUGGGCCUGUCCUGAUUUAGAGUGGGCUGGAGGGGUAGUUCCGGUUCAGAGAGUAGUUAGUCUCUCGGGUAGGGCAGGCUUGGAAUCUGGAUUCAUCACUUUUGUUUCUCUGGCCCCACCCUCCCCCCACCUUGUUCCCAGACUGGGAGGUUAAGGGUUAACUCGAGGAUGCCCCUUCAGCACCUGAGUAGGAUUGGGGAGGGAACUCACUUCCUGUCCCAUUUUGCUGGAGUCUUUCCCCAGGCUAGCAGAAGGUGGCUUUGGCCCUGGAACACUGAGAAAACCCCAAGCAUCUCUCCUCUGUACUGAGGAUCCUGAGUGGGCCUUACUAAUUUGCUGAGAGCCACACUAAGUUGCUGGGACUGGCCUUGAAGUUGUGUUCUUUGUGCCUCAGCCUCCGGAGUUGUUGGGAUUACAGGUGUGCACCACUGCCCCUGACCAAUUCUUAGGACAUCAAGCUCCACAGGUGUGGGAGGAACUGAGGAAAGGGACCUGGAGUGGGCCCAGCUGCAAGAGGCAUCCCCCACAGUGAAGGAUGCUUGCGGAGCCAGUCCCGACUCCACAGGAGCAAGAGCAGCUCGGAGCUGUCAAGCUGGAGGAGGAAGAGGCCACUGGCCAGGAGGCUACAAGGAGGCCAGUGGCCAGGCCUCGGCCUGAGGUGGCCCACCAGCUCUUCAGAUGCUUCCAGUAUCAGGAAGACAUGGGGCCACGUGGGUCCCUGAGCCGGCUACGGGAACUCUGCCACCAUUGGCUGCAGCCAUCUCUUCACACCAAGAAACAGAUCCUUGAGCUGUUGGUGUUGGAGCAGUUCCUGAGUGUGCUGCCCCCACACCUGCUGGGCCGCCUGCAGGGUCAGCAGCUCAGGGAUGGAGAGGAGGUGGUGCUACUGCUGGAGGGCGUGCCCAGGGAUGUCAGCCACGUGGGGCCACUGGAUUUUAGUUUCAAUACUGGCAAGAAUGGAUCCCGUGCAGCCAUCAACUUGGAGGAACAGGGGGGCCCUUCUCAGGUCCCCAGCCACAGCCCCAAAAAGGAACUGCCCUCAGAAGAACCUCCAGCUCUGUGUCCAUCAAAUGAAUUGCCCCCAUUCCAGCCAGAGCCUCCUGGUCCAGCUGAGCCUGGAGAGUGGAAACCUGCUCUAGAUUCAAGCCAGUCACUGAGCCCGGGGCCCCAGAGGACACUCCAGCCCCUGCAAGAUAACAUCCCACAGGGUGCCUUGUGUCAGGAGGAGAAUACCCAAGAUCAGGAGCUGGCAGCUGUGCUGGAAUCCCUGACCUUCGAGGAUGUCCCAGUGAAGAAGGCCUUGCCCAAGCAUCUUGUGGGAUUUGGAAGCAGAACCCCGGACAAGGAGGAAUUUAAACCAGAAGAGCCCAAUGGGGCUGCCUGGUCCUCUACCAUCUCAGCAGAGUCACAAGCAGACAGCUUGGGGGUGGCUGGAGAACCUCUUACCCAGACGCUGGGGCCAGGCCCUGAGACCAGCAGUACUGGUGGAGGAGGGUCCCCUCCUGGCAGCACUGAAGUUUUGGAGGUCGCAGUGGGCGAGGACAACCCUAGAUCAGAGGAAGAACUGCACUUCAUAUGCGCCCAGUGUGGCGCGAGCUUCCGGCAGUUGUCCCGCCUGAAGGCACACCAGGUGCGUUCUCACCCGGUUUCGCGUUCCUUCCAGUGCCUCUGCUGCGGAAAGAGCUUUGGCCGCAGCUCCAUCCUCAAGCUGCACAUGCGCACGCACACUGACGAACGGCCGCAUGCCUGCCACCUCUGCAACCACCGCUUCCGCCAGAGCUCCCACCUGGCCAAGCACCUGCUCACGCACUCUUCUGAGCCUGCCUUCCUGUGUGCUGAGUGUGGCCAGGGUUUCCAGCGUCGUUCCAACCUCGUGCAGCACCUGCUGGCGCACACCCAGGACCAAAAGCCCACGUGUGUCCCAGAGGCCAAGACAGAAGGGCGAGAGGCGACCGUCUUCCAGUGCCCCCACUGUGUGCAGACCUUUCAGCGCCGCUCCAGCCUAAAGCGUCACCUGCGGAUCCAUGCCAAGGGCAAGGACCACAAGGGCUCUGAAGACUCAGGUAGUCAGAGCCAGAGCCGCGAGAAGAGGCCCUACGUUUGCAGCGACUGCGGCAAGGCCUUCAGGCGCAGUGAGCACCUGGUGACCCACCGGCGCGUGCACACUGGUGAGAAGCCUUUCUCAUGCCAGGUCUGCGGUCGCAGUUUCACCCAAAGUUCCCAGCUGGUCAGCCACCAGCAAGUGCACACAGGUGAGAAGCCCCACGCCUGCCCACAGUGCGGGAAGCGCUUUGUCCGACGUGCCGGCCUUGCCCGCCACCUGUUGACACACGGUGGCCCACGGCCCCACCGCUGUGCCCAGUGUGGCAAGAGCUUCAGCCAGACUCAGGAUCUGGCCCGCCAUCUGCGCAGCCACACGGGCGAGAAGCCCUGCCGCUGCAGCGAGUGUGGCGAGGGCUUUAGCCAGAAUGCCCACCUGGCGCGCCACCAGCGCAUCCACACUGGGGAGAAGCCCCAUGCCUGCGACACGUGCGGCCACCGCUUCCGUAAUAGCUCCAAUCUGGCCCGUCACCGCCGCAGCCACACUGGGGAGCGGCCCUACAGCUGCCCGACCUGUGGCCGCAGCUUCCGGCGCAAUGCCCAUCUGCAGCGCCACCUGGUCACACACACGGGAGUGGUGCAGGAGGUGGAAACCCCGCAGGAGUGCCCGGAGUGUGGUAAGAGCUUCAGCCGCAGCUGCAACCUGCUGCGACACCUGCUGGUGCACACGGGUGCCAGGCCUUACUCCUGCGUGCAGUGUGGUCGUGGCUUCAGCCGCAACUCCCACCUGCUGCGCCACCUGCGAACCCACGCCCGGGAGACGCUGUACUAGCAUCACCAAGGUUCCAGCAGCACUACUCGGGCACCUGUGGAUGGAUAGCACCCGAGGCCUUCCUCUACGUCCCCAUGACGCCCACUUCCUCCGACUCCUUAGUGUUUGUUCUCCCCGCCUGUGGCUUUUUUGUUGUUGUUGACCUGGGGAUUGAACCCAGAGGUGCUUUACCACUGAGCUACACCCCCAUCAGGAUCUAAGUUGCUGAGGCCAGCCUCCACCUCAGUCUCCCCAGCCAACAGGAUUACAGCAUGGCCCACCACACCUGGUCCCUCCUGUGGCUUCUUUUCCUGGCCUCAAAAGUGUAUUUCAUAUACACAAAGUAAAGCGGCCUUCUUGAAAGUGGUUCUCUUUUAUUUCUUUUUUCUAACCCCAUCGCUGCCCCACUAGGUCCAAUCCUUCUAUUUACAUCCACCAAACUGCCAUCUGUGACAGGCAGCUUGUUGGAAGGUCCAGGAAUCUCACCCUGGAACUUGAUUCUCUUCCAGAGUUUACCCCCAAACCAGUGCUGUCCAAUACAGCAGUCCCAAGCCAUGUGUGGCAUCUCUAAAUUCAUCAUAAUAGAAUAAAGUGUUAAAUCCCA